AUGGACCUAGCUUGGCUUAGAUGUAACAUACAUUAUUAUUUACGUGAAAAACUAUUUGGCAGUGCUAAGAAAAUAAUUUCACAAGCUUCCAAACAAUAUGGUGAUGCUGCUGAGUUUUUAUUUUACAAUGGUCUGGCUAGUUUACUGGAAGGUCAAAUCCAAAAGGGCAUAAGUGUAUUAACUCCUCUGCAAUCUGAACAAGAUAUUCAAUUGGCAGUUGUAAUUGCUCUCAUGUAUGGUUAUAGACUCGGCAGCCCAGGAGAGAGAGAUGUGUUGUAUAACUUAGAGUCUAAAUUAAAAGAAGAAAAAAAACAAGCAUCUGCCAUUUCUUUUUAUUAUGCAGGUUUAUUUUUAUCAUUUGCGGAAAAAUAUGAAAAAGCAUCAGAUUAUAUUAAUAAAAGUUUACGAAAAGACCCUAACAAUUUGGAAGCUAUAAUACUCAAAGGAUGGAAUGAUAUGUAUAUGAAUUUAGGAAACAUGCAAAUAUCUAUCUUAGAUUGCCUAGAAUUGGCUCUGAAUAAAAGUGAUAGGAAUACUGAGGCACUCUUAGGGUUGGCUAAAUUUAAAUAUUAUGCCAAAGAACAUGAUGCAUCUAACUUGAUACUUGACAGAAUAAUAGUUAAUAAUCCAGGUCAAGUUGUACCACUUGUAGAGAAAAUGAAAAAUGAAUUUGCCAUGCAAAAAUGGGAUGCCGUCUAUGAUACUAUGGAGAGAGUUUUUCCUCUUGAGCCUGAUAACAUCGAAACCCUAAAGAUAAGAAUUUUUACUGCAUUGUGUAAGAAUGCAGAUUAUAUUGAGGCGGCCGACCAGUUGAAUAAAUUCUUUACUGUCUUGGAAAAUGAUGAGCCUCAUAAUGGGUAUCAGUUCUACAAUACUACACAGAUAUUUUCUAGAGCUUGUGGCAGAUCGAGUGCAGUACUUUCACAAGUAUACAGAUUUGCGCAAUAUGCCUCCGAAAUGAACCCUAGUAAUGUAGACUACUUAAGUGAAGUUGGAUAUCAGUGUAUUCUUCAAGGAAAAUAUAAAGAUGCCUUAAGUUUCUUUAAGGCAGCUUGUAAGCUUGACAGCAAUUCAAUCACAGCUCUUUGUGGAUUAACACUGUGUCAAAUGAAUGAGAAUGGUCCAACAGAACAAAUUGCUCAGCAAAUUGAGCUGCUAUUCGAAAUGCAGGGCCCAAAUAAAUUACCUAUUCUGUACCAUCUUUCUGCACAGUUGAAUCUUAAAAACUCGUCAAGUGCUAUAACGUUUUUGAACACUGCAUAUGAGACAAAGAUAACUUUCGCUAAACGCAAUUCUUUUAGCUUGGCAUAUGUUAAGGAUUUAGAUCCAGAUUUUCUUUUAGAAGUAUAUAAAGAAUAUAAAAAACAUUUGCCUAAAAAACCAUCUAUAAUUGUUGGUUAUUUAAUGUAUUCCCAAGAAGCAAACAACCCUGUGGUGACACAUUGUUUGAAGAUAUUAAAUGCUGUAUGCGACGCUUGUCCUGGCUUGAUAACUGCUUUGUAUGAGUUAGCAAAACUUAAGUUUCUUUUUGGAUAUGCUAGCGAUGCUCAGAGAUUAGCUCAACAAGUUCAAGAUCUUGAUAGUACACAUGCAGGUUGUCAGGUUCUGUUAGCCCAGGUGUAUGUGCAGCAAGAAGCCUUUACGAAAGCAGCUCAGAGCUUAGAAAUGUGUUUGAGCUACAAUUUCAAAGUAAGAGACAGUGCCAUGUAUCAUUUCUUGAAUGGAGUUAUUUUGAAAAGUGCCAAUCAGCUUACUGACGCUUUGUCUAGCUUUUUAACAAGUCUUCAGAUUGCGACAAGUAAGAGUACUAUUAGUAACAUGAAUAGAGCUUUUGAAUCAGAUCUGAAUAUCAUUGACAAGGCUACAUUGUAUUUGCAAAUCAUUGAGAUACAAUCUACAUUGGAAAUGUUUGCUGAAGCGGGAAAGACAAUGCAGGAAGCAAUUCAAGAAUUCUCAUACACAUCAGAGGAGAGUCGCCUUCUAAUCGCAAGAGCAGACCUUGCACUCAAGAAGGGUGAUGUGGACAGUGCUCUAGACUUACUUAAUGAAAUCAAGCCAGGGCAACCAUACUACUUCCAAGCUCAUAACAAGAUGGCACAUAUUUACUUGAAAGAGAAGAAUGAUCGCGCAAUGUUCACUGCUUGCUUUAAAGAGAUUGUUAGUAAUCAUCCAAUGGCCGACGCGCAUACUAUGAUGGGCGAUGCUUAUAUGUCGAUUCAUGACCCUAUCCAAGCGGCUCAAGCUUACGAAGCCGCACUGAAAGGCAAUCCAAAAGAUGUUCAGUUAAUCAAAAAGCUAGGUGACGCCUUCGUAAAGAUGCAUGAAUAUGAAAAGGCUUGUCAACAUUAUGAGAACGCGAUCAGAUCUCUGAAUGUUAACGAACUGCAAUUUGAUUACUACGAACUUUUAAUGAAACUCAAGCAAUAUGAUAAGGUGGAAUCGUCAAUAUCAUCCGAACUCAAUCAAAUGUACAACAAAGAUAAGGACAUCAAUGCACUUAAGCGUCGUGUCCGAUAUCUACUCAUACAGGCCAAAAACCGGGAACUGAAAAAUCCGACUUUAGCCAACGUCAACCUCAUACUGGCAGAAGCAAGAGAUCUACAAACAUCUGUUGUUAAAAGAAUGGAGUUUGACUCAAGGGGAGAUAUACACGAAGAGAAGCAGCAGUUGUCCGAUAUACUCUGUUUAUUGGCAAAAGCUAAGUCGUUGAAGGAACCGGCAGUUGGUGCUCAGUUGUAUUCUGAGGCAUUAGUUCAUUCACCAAGAGAUCCUAAAACGCUUCUGGCAUUGGCUAAGCUGUACGCCCAUAUGAAUAAAACCGAAAAGUGCGAACAAACUUGCGGUGUUUUGCUGAACACCGAUCCGAAUAACGAAUCAGCUGCUGUCAUGAUGGCGGAUCUGGCAUUUAGAAAGGUGGACUUAGAAGCUGCUCAGCGUCACUUAAAUCAGAUAUUGUCUGUGAAGCCGAUGAGCUGGGAAGCAUUAGCGCAAUUGGUCGAAGUGCAGUGGCGCCGCGGUAAACUCAGCGAGGCUGAACAAGCUAUAGACGCCGCUAAACUCACUUUAGGGGAUCAGGAAGAUCCAGGUUACUGGUACUGUUUAGGCGCGUGCAGCGCUUACUCCGGUCGAGCAAACGCAGCGCUCCGGCAGCUGAACCAGGCGCGGCGCUCGCCCGUCUGGGGGCCGCGCGCAGCACGGCGCAUGGUGCUGCUGUGUCUGGCGCACCACGCCCCGCACUCGCUCGCCGACACCUUCCUCACCAACAGCGACGACUCUGACACUAAGAUCCUGGCGCUGAGAACCGCUGAAAAGCUUCUUGUCGAAGUAUCCCCUCUAGACCGUAAGUCCCUGCAAGCGCUUCUACAACUGGCCACUAAACAGAAACCGCAAGCCGAACGCGUCUUACAAGAGUUACUGCCACUAGCCACCGAUGACACCUAUCAGGACGAUCCGUACUUGAUAUUGGCUAUUGCUAAUGCUUACAACAUAGUAAAGCAACCAACUCGUGCAAAGAACAUAUUAAAGAGAACAGUGUCUUCUAUUCCCUGGAGCCCUGAGAGAGCGGAUGGGCUAGAAAGAUGUUGGUUGGAAGUAGCCGAUGGUCAAAUAAAUUCUGGACGAGUGGACGCCGCAAAAGAGCUCCUCACUAAAGUAUUAAAUCACAACAACUCUUGCGCAACUGCUUAUCAGUACUUAGGUUACUUAGCAGAAAAGGAACAGAAUUAUAAAAGCUCGGCUCACAACUACAACAACGCCUGGUUCCACGGCGGUAAAGCAGACCUGGCUGUAGGGUAUAAACUGGCGCACUCCUACUUAAAAUUGAAAAAAUACCCCGAAUGCAUUGUGGUGUGCCGACAUAUCCUAAAAGUGCACCCAGACUAUCCCAAGAUCAAAAAAGAAAUCCUUGAUAAAGCGAAGAAUAAUUUGAGAACUUAA
This is a messenger RNA of Arctia plantaginis, 3936 nucleotides long. Lineage: Eukaryota; Metazoa; Arthropoda; Insecta; Lepidoptera; Erebidae. The record is from the annotation of a GenBank genome assembly.